Molecule: messenger RNA, 2122 nt
Organism: Mytilus trossulus (common blue mussel)
Lineage: Eukaryota; Metazoa; Mollusca; Bivalvia; Mytilida; Mytilidae
Product: protein O-linked-mannose beta-1,4-N-acetylglucosaminyltransferase 2-like
Exons: 3
Coding region: 228-1985 (585 amino acids)
Biological process (GO): protein O-linked glycosylation via mannose
Cellular component (GO): endoplasmic reticulum
Molecular function (GO): protein O-acetylglucosaminyltransferase activity
Source: RefSeq, a predicted model, not a curated record
AAAUCUGUUUUGGAACAGGGGAGGUUAUCAAAUAAAAUUAAGCAGACAGCUGACAGACCAAUUAUUUAAAGAUCUUCAAGUAUAUGGCGUUAUACAUGAGAAUGGGUGGGUAUAAAGAGAAAAUUGGCAAAGUCAGAGAGAGUACCAAUAGAUUGGAAUCUUAAAGGAAUUAACCAAACUAAGAGGUUUUCCUAUAUUUAAGAUCAGAAUCAGGCAGGAUACACAUAAUGAGUCUACACAUGAUAACACAUGCUGUAAUGUUUGCUGUAAUAGCAACAUUAGUAAAGAAAUACUUCCAAGUUCUUUAUCAGCUGGAUGAUUUACAAGAUAGAUGUCUGUAUGCAGAAUGGGAGCAUUCAAACAAAGCAGAUUUAAAUACACACAAAACUCAAGAUGAAUCUCAGAGCAACAUGAAAUUCCAUUCUUUAGAAACAUGUCAGUCACAUUUUAAAACUCAUGUUUGCCAUUUUAGAAAUCUAUGUUAUCAGCCAAAAGAAAAUUUGUUUGUUUUUUUCUAUAACAAGGAUGAAAUGAAAUAUAGUUCCAUAAAAAGAAAUAACAAACCAUCACUUUCAACUCCGGCUGAUUUCACAGGACACGAACUACCACUUACAUUUCUAAGUGAAAAAUUUUCAUCACAAUUCAGUGUCAGAUGGAUAAAUAAAACUAGUUAUAUUUUCAAUCGUUUCAAGUCCGACAAUCUGAUGCAUGUUAUUCAUGAUGACUUACUACCUUUACAUUUCACAAUGAAACAUUUUGAAAAUUUGAAAUCAAAGGUUGCUGCCUUGGAUAAAUUUGAUGCACAGAUUGUAUUUAUGGAUGACUGGCCUCCAGGUGAUUACAGAGCAUUGUAUGAACUUUUUACAAGUUCUCAACCUCAGUAUCGAAAAGAUUUACUUGGUAGUGAACAACAAUAUGGUAAAGAUGGGAGAGAACUUUUAUGUUUCUCAAGUGCAAUAGUUGGUCUUUUAACAGAUACUUUAUGGUAUAAUUAUGGGUUUGUAGAGCCACAAGGCCCUAUAUUAGACUCCACAGUUAAUGCUCAUCAAAUUAAAUCGACUAGUCACUUUAUUUUACAUCAUCUGGAUUCAAGUGCUCAACAUUUAACAGAUUUCAUAGUCUUAAUAUCCAGGAAAGAAAAUCGUAGAAUUAUGAAUGAAAAUGAUCUAGUCCAAGCAAUUUUAAAAGAAUUUUCAAUGAAAGUUGUAACAAUAAGUAGUGAAACACAUUCAUUAACAGAUAUGAUAACCCUUGUGUCUGAUGCCAAGGGUGUAAUAGGAAUGCAUGGAUCAUUGUUAACUUUAGCCAUGUUUUUAAAACCAGGUUCUUUCAUAUUAGAACUCUUUCCCUAUGCUGUGUCACCUGAUCAAUAUACACCAUACAAGACAUUAGCCAACAUCAAUGGUAUGGAUAUUAAUUAUGCCUCUUGGGAAAAUUCAGAUCAGAAAUCUACAGUCGGCCAUGUUGAUUAUCCACCAGAGCAUGGAGGUCUGAUGCAUUUACGGUCAGAUGUACAGAAGGCAAUUAUUAACCAGAAGAAAGUACCCAAACAUUUAUGUUGUGAUGAGCCUUCUUGGCUUUAUCAUAUUUAUCAGGACUCUUUUGUAGAUAUCAGUGCAAUCUUAAAUUUAAUCAAAACAGUCAUGAAUAAUGGAAAGAAUACAAAAAGUAGACAUUCUACAUAUCUUGAAACGCCAUCUGAAAUUAGAAAUCUCAUCUGUAAAGUUAUAAAGGAGAAAACUUGUUCAAUUAAUAUAUCAUGGGAAAUACCAUGGAACAUUCAGUUCUUAACUUUUGAAAAACUCAACUAUGAAAUUAUUCUUGAGGAGAGUGCUGUAGAAGCUUCAGUUAAAUAUGUAACAGACAAAUUAAAAUUAGAUAUGCAUGACAGAAUAGACUGUGAAAAAGAUUACAUUGUUUGGGGAAAAGCUGUGGUAGAUGGUGUGUCACAUGACAAUUAUAUAAGUAAAGAUUGUCAUAUUUAAUGUGCAAUUUAAAUUUCAUGGAUACUUAUUUCUUUCUUUCCUAGUCUUGUCAUUGCUUGUUUUAUAUGUUCUGUUUAUUGUUUUUGUGUGAUUAUUGUCACACCAAUGUUUUGGAAGAUUACAAUGUGUUGAUUUUU